Dendronephthya gigantea is the source of this 1521-nucleotide messenger RNA. Its product is annotated as protein phosphatase 1 regulatory subunit 36-like. NCBI's taxonomy places the organism in Eukaryota, Metazoa, Cnidaria, Anthozoa, Malacalcyonacea, Nephtheidae. The record is from RefSeq and is a predicted model, not a curated record. Gene Ontology annotation, biological process: negative regulation of phosphatase activity. The transcript has 16 exons. The coding region runs from base 131 to 1426 and encodes 431 amino acids. Gene Ontology annotation, molecular function: phosphatase binding.
UAAUCUCAUUGUUUAUAAAUCUAGAAUUAAGCUUCUUUUAGUAUCGUUUAUCUGUUAAUUCGUAAUAAAUUACACGUUGAUAUAUGACCAGCUUGCUUUACGAUGAAGUAAUUUUUAUCGAACAUGCGAAAUGGCAAAAACAACGCAGGAUCCUGAUCCUUUGGAAGCGGUACCACUCCAGCUGAAUGAACAGUGGAUAUGGAAGGACGAUACAAAUUCCUUGGAACUUAUCAGCAAUAUUUCUGGGUUAUCUUCAACCAAUCAGAGUAAGAAGUCAAUCAAACCAACCACUGGAUAUGCCCAUGAGAAACGCAAUGAUAGAAUAACAUCAAAUUGUAUGACCAAAAAAUAUGGUAUGAAAUUGCAAGCAGUUCCACCAUCGACUGCUAUGAGGGUCUCAUCAGCCAAACCAAGCAUACGUAGUGGUCUACCCACUGCAAUCACAUCAGAACAUAACACCAUCACAAUAAAUGAUAUCAAGACUGUGGCUAAGAAUAAUUGCCUCAAUGACAGAACAAAAGAUUCACCUUUAUUCAAGAAAAAUUAUUUCAAUUCAGCUCAACUAGAUGAUUUCCUUUGGGCAGCAUUGAAUUAUUUUGAUGCUUUCUUCGAGAGAAAGCUGCUGGAGGAAAAGCCAAAACCUAUGGCCGUACAGCCAAGUUUGGCUGAGAAGAAAGCAAUAGCCUUGGUUUUAAACAAGGAAGAGGAAGCGAAAAGAUUUUUUGCUCAAUGCUAUGGAGUAUUGGUACUUGGUUUGGGAUUGAAGGACGCACAUCAUAUGCAUUGUGGAAGAAAACGAAACUCUGCAACACAAAGAGAUCGGGAACUGUAUGAGAAUUUAUACAAUUUUGUUGCAAAUGUGACCUGGAUCACAUUUCGGCAUCCAAACUUAGAUGUUAUAGAAAAGGAAUUGGGAAGGUUGCUGCGAUCUGACACAUUCAAUCCAGCCAUUCGCCCAAAGCAUCCUGAAGAAUAUUUUGGUAAAGACCAUCUGAAGCAGGACCAUAACUUGUCACCACUCACUCCAGCAGAAUACAGAAGGCUGCAACAAAAACGGCCAGCUAUCAAGUCAAUUGUAAAUCAAAGAUCUCCAGUAAUCUCGGCUAUAAUUCCAACAUCGACUGAGGCAGCAAAACAAUGUAAAACACGACAAGAGAUGAACUCUCUCAUAACAAUGGAAUACAAACACACUAUGGAGUUCCCUAAAAGAGUUGGAAUAAUUGGUGAAGCAACAUCAGGAUUUAAUGCUGAGACCUUGAUGCCGUUGGGUGAAGAUCAAGAUAUGAGUCAGGUUGAAAUCAUAUCUGAUGACUGCAGUAUGCAAGAAAUAAAAUCCAGUAAUAUUUUGUUUGGAUCAGCUGAUCAAAAUUUUGUUCCUGAAGGUAAACAAGCGAGGCACCCAGUGGAGUCCUUAUCGGUUGAAUAGGAAUUCACCUACGUUUACAGAAUAUAAUUUAACACUAUAGACUCAAUAAAAUUGAGAGCAUUUUAUACAAUGUAAUUAUUAUACUUUCUAUUUUG